CUUCCUCCUCUUCCGAAACUUACAAUUCGCCGACCUGUCGAAGCCAAUGCGAACCCGUGCCUAACAAUCAUGGCCACGAUGUUGGGGUGCUGGGCGUCCAAUGGCCACACAUCAACCAGCUGCGCAUCAUUAGAGACGAAUUUGCGGAGUUGUAUGGAUGCUCGGAAACCCGCCGCUUCACAGAGAUCUCCCAUCAAUUCGCAGCUUUCACGAUUAUACCCACAGAUCAGAGGACCUUACAAGAGA
Messenger RNA from Dissoconium aciculare CBS 342.82, 246 nucleotides. RefSeq lists its product as uncharacterized. The annotation marks the transcript as partial. Lineage: Eukaryota; Fungi; Ascomycota; Dothideomycetes; Mycosphaerellales; Dissoconiaceae. Gene Ontology annotation, biological process: mitochondrial translation. Gene Ontology annotation, molecular function: structural constituent of ribosome. The record is from RefSeq and is a predicted model, not a curated record. The transcript is spliced from 3 exons. Gene Ontology annotation, cellular component: mitochondrial small ribosomal subunit.